Messenger RNA from Diachasmimorpha longicaudata, 6086 nucleotides. It is a transcript of the gene Mctp, whose product is annotated as Multiple C2 domain and transmembrane region protein. Bases 91 to 2895 code for a protein of 934 amino acids. Gene Ontology annotation, molecular function: calcium ion binding. Gene Ontology annotation, cellular component: synaptic vesicle membrane. Gene Ontology annotation, biological process: regulation of neurotransmitter secretion. Lineage: Eukaryota; Metazoa; Arthropoda; Insecta; Hymenoptera; Braconidae. The record is from RefSeq and is a predicted model, not a curated record. The transcript is spliced from 8 exons.
GACUUGUUGAAAUCAUGCAACUCGUACGCAAUAAUCUUUUGCACUUCAAGAAACGCUUGAAGACAAGAGGUAAUUCACCUACGAGGCACAAUGAGCAAGAGUGUGGAAUUAUUGUCUGGCACCGAGGACGGUGAAGUAAAUGAUCAAUCGACGAAAGCAGAUAAAUCUCACCUGAAUCUCAACGGCAAGAGACAAUUGUCCAGGAGUGCGACGGAGCUCAGAGCAAACGAUGAAGAUCCAACGAAUCGUCCAGCAUCCAGCACAGAACACCGUCGCUCCCAUCACCAGCCACAUCCUCAUCACCGACCGGUUGUCUCGGUCGCUCAAAGAACUCACACAUUUUUCGCUACACUGAAGAGCCGAUGGGUGAGGGGACGCAGUAAAGAGAGGAAGAAAGCUAAAGACUCAAAUCUCCAGGAUUCGCCUCAUCGCAGCGGGGGUAUCGAAUCUGAUUAUGCUGCGGAUUACUCCUCCGAGCACAGCAGAAGUUCCUCAGCAACGCACAGCCCUGCUAGAGCACUCAAUCAUCCAGGAUCUCCUUUAGCACGAAACAGCAAAGAAAAAUCUGUGGAAGACAGUCCUGGUAGAUGCAGUGACGUCUCAUCGAAAAGUAGCCAUCCCCGAUCCAGAGAAGCAGACGUUGACGAUGACGCUGGUCCCUCCACUGCCCCCGAACCCGGGAUAAUCCUGCAGGAUGAGAGUUCACGACGACGUGAACUCGCACUGAGACAGCAUGCCUUCUUCCAGCUACGUCUGCACAUUCGUAGAGGCGCAAAUCUCGUUGCUAUGGAUCGAUGCGGAGCAAGCGAUCCGUACGUGAAGAUCAAGUGCUCCGGUCGUUUGUUGCACAAAUCUAGGACUGUACAUCGUGAACUCAAUCCUAUCUGGGAUGAGAGUGUUACGCUGCCCAUUGAGGAUCCAUUUCAACCGCUUAAUAUCAAGGUCUUUGACUAUGAUUGGGGCCUUCAAGAUGACUUCAUGGGCGCAGCACCAUUGGAGCUAACUCAACUGGAACUAGGACAGCCCCAAGAUAUAACUCUUGAAUUGAAAGAUCCAGCGAGACCGCGUCAGCAUUUAGGGGAGAUAUUCCUAACGGUGACACUAUGGCCCCGCAACCAACAAGAGAAAGAACAGUAUUUUCAACGUACAAAUAGACUGGCGGAUGUUAAUCGGAGAUUAAAGUCCCAGAUAUGGAGUUCAGUUGUGACUAUUGUUCUAGUGGAGGCGAAGAAUUUAAUUCCUAUGGAUAUAGAUGGAGAAUCGGAUCCGUACGUCAAGUUCAGGCUCGGAACGGAGAAAUACAAGUCAAAAGUCGUAAAUAAGACGAUAAAUCCAGUGUGGCUAGAGCAAUUCGAUUUACAUCUGUACGAAGAUCCUUAUCUUGGUCAAGAGCUCGAAGUGACCGUUUGGGACCGUGACAAGGGCCACCAGGACGAUCUUAUGGGUCGGACGACGAUUGAUCUAGCCGGUUUGGAACGUGAAACCACCCACCGAAUUUGGCACGAUCUAGAAGAUGGUGCGGGCAAUAUAUUCUUGCUGCUGACAAUUAGCGGGACAACUGCCAGCGAAACAAUCAGUGAUCUCGCUGCGCAAGAAGAAAAUCCAAAGGAGAAAGAACGCCUCCUCCAGAAGUACUCCCUCUGGAAUAGUCUCCAGCGGCCCCGGGAUGUCGGUCAUCUUACCGUAAAGGUCUACAGAGCACAAGGACUGGCAGCGGCAGAUCUUGGGGGCAAGAGUGAUCCAUUCUGCGUUCUAGAGCUCGUCAACUCUCGUCUGCAAACGCAAACUGAGUACAAGACUCUCGCCCCCAACUGGCAGAAGAUAUUCACGUUCAACGUAAAGGACAUAAAUUCCGUACUAGAAAUUACAGUUUAUGAUGAGGACAGAGACCACAAAGUCGAGUUCCUAGGGAAGAUAGCAGUUCCCCUUUUGAGAAUAAAAAAUGGUGAAAAACGUUGGUAUGCAUUGAAAGACAAGAAGCUUCGUUGCCGGGCGAAGGGUAACUCUCCUCAGAUUCUCCUAGAAAUGACGGUAAUUUGGAACUAUCUUAGGGGAUGCUUGAGAACACUGAACCCUAGGGAACACAAGUAUAUGGAGCCCGAGGUGAAGUUCAAAAGGCAGUUGUUCUUGCGAAAUGUGAUGAGAUUAAAAUCAGUUAUUAUUUUUUUCAUUGAUCUUGGAAAAUAUAUUCAAAGUUGCUGGGAGUGGGAGAGCAAAACGAGGAGUGUUGUAGCGUUAGUUCUCUUCAUUCUCGGUUGCUAUUAUUUUGAGCCCUGGAUGAUUCCUGCUGCGGCUCUUUUGAUUAUCCUUAAAUACUGCCUUGUUUCUGUGCUAACUGCAGACGUUAAAUCUUCGUCAUAUCAUUCUGUGUCGAGUUAUCAGGACGGUGAAGUCAACUCUGAUGAAUGUCCACUGACGCCUGGAGACGACGAUGAGGAUGAGGAUGAUAAGGAUAAGGAGGAGAAAAAAAGCCUUAAGGAGAGAUUACAGGCCAUUCAGGAGGUUACGCAGACUGUACAAAAUUCAAUUGGAUAUAUAGCGAGUUUGUGUGAGAAGGUCAAGAACUUGUUCAAUUUCACCAUUCCUUAUUUGAGUUAUCUCGCUAUGGUCCUGGCUGUGCUUGGGGUUGUAGUCUUGUACUGUAUACCCGUCAGGUAUUUGAUACUAAUGUGGGGGGUUAACAAGUUCUUGAGGAAAAUUUUAAGGCCACAUUCCGUGCCGAAUAACGAGGUGCUUGAUCUUAUCUCCCGAGUUCCUGAUGAUGAAGAUCUCCUUAGUUACAGGGAAUUGAAGCCCAUGCCUACGGCUGACUGCGAACGAGGCGGUACAUCAUCAUCCCCAAGUACCAGCGCCGGUGGCAGACGUGAACAGAGAAAAAAGCACAAAGGGGCGUAGCGAAAUGUCCCGCGGCAGGAUGUCGCGGGGAGGCGUGCGUCGAGUAUCCUUAAAACUGUGCUGAUGCGGGGAAAGCUGCUCGCCCAGCAGCACUACCGCAAGGGCUCCACGGAACUCUUCCAGGAUGAAACGCAAAAACAAAGUCUCGUAAUGAAUUAAGAACGAUAAAAAAUCAAGAAUUGUUUCGUGGAAUCUCUGAACUUUGAGACGAUGAGAAAUUUUUUUUCUAGUCUGUAGUACAGGGUAAGACGCCGAAUAACCUGUGAUGGAACGUCAGAAGCAAUUUACCAAUUUAGAUUAUGUAGAUUCCCUAGCAAUAUAGCAAAUUGUCAUUUAUUUGCAUUGUUAACGAGUAGCUAAGGAUGAAUAACCACAAUUGAAUUUUGUGGAGAAGUUGUAAAAUGAUUUUAUAACCCGUCUUUCGUAAGAGAAUGUAAUUUUUUUCCCACUUUUGUCAAAAAAUUUCACGUAAACCUCUAUAAUCUUUACCAUGAAUUCGGAGCCAUUUUCCUAUAUCGAGGAUUCAAACAUAUGAGGCAUGAUUAUCUAAAACAAAAAGUUAUGUAGAAAAACAAAGCAAAAAUAUUCUCAACAGGCUCAUGAAUUUUCAAGUAAUUUUGAAGCAUCUCGUUUCACCACUUGACAAAUAAAAUACAUAAAUUAAAAUACUCUUAGUAAAUAUUCUUCACGUUAUUUAAACCAUUUUACGGCUUCACUACUGAAUAUUGUGUAAAUUAAUGUAAACCACAAGUAUUUUUUCUCUCGGUUUAGUCAUCGAUUUUUUUUUACGUAUAGAUUAGACGAUAAGUAUAGAAGAAAAUUCUUUUUAUCUCAGCGUAGUUAUACCAUAAUGUAAUGUUGAAAUGAAAAAAUUAAGAUGACGUUUUCUUCGCAAUUUAUUGUAUUACGGAAUGAAAACGUCAGAAGCAUAUUGCGUCCAUCGAUGUUGUUAGGUUUAAAAAAGAGGAAAACAUAAAUUAUUGAAAAAUAAUGGACAAGUAGAAAGCUGCAUGGCGCAGGUGAUGUGAUUAUUCAAUUGGCUAAUUCGAAAAAUUAUAGACGAUGUGAAUUUCAAUAAACAAAAUUAAUAGAUUUUAUGUGAAUAUAACCCAGCACGAGGGACUGGCUGAAGCGAGGAAAAUAAUUAUUGAAUGAAAAUUUUAUAUACAAUUAAUAAGGUUAACUGUAAUUCUUCCUUACAACGUUUAUUAAUUCAUUAAUUAUGGUUGAUGUGAAUGUUUUAAAUUAACGAAUUUUUACGUCAUAAUCGUUAAAACAAUGCUUUUUAUCGCCAACUGCUUCUUUCUUCAACGAUUAACGAAAACGAAUUAAGCACUUCAUGCUGCAAUUGCAUCAAGUAUCGAGCUCGAUUCGAUUUCUAUUUGCAUUUUUUUAAUGAAAAUAAAAAAAUAAUCAUAAUCAUAAAUAGUUACAUGAUGACAACACAUACACAUCUCACACGUACCUCUAGAUGAAAUUUUUUAGCAAUUUGUUAGAAUCGAAAUUUCAUGAGUUGGUAGUAAAACAUGAUAAAUUUUGAUGGGAAUUAUAGAAAAACUCUCAGGCUUCUUCAUUUAUCAAUCUAGUCGUAGUAUUUAUUGAUAAUUUAAUGAGCAUGAGACAAUUUCUUCUAUUCAGGAGAAUAUUUUCUACAAACGAAUAAUCCAUUUGUUAUGUUUUACUACUGAAGUAAUGAGGAAUAUUUGAAGUAAGAAAAUGAGUCAAAUCGGUAGUGAAAAUACUUGCGCCAUAUUUUUUAAAUUUUAGGAGAGGAAGAGGAGUAAUUUUGUGCAUGUUAAUAUAUUUUUAUUAAUCCUUUUUUCGAGUGGUUCCUAGACAAUUAAUUAAUAUCUAUAAAAAUUUCUCUUCUUCGAAAGUGAGAUAUGACCUUUCUUUUAUUUUUUCUCAUUUUGAAAACUAUUGGAGCAAAAAACUUUAACCCUGAGUUUUCUAAUGAAGUUACUGUAAUUACGCAAGAGAUCGAACGUCACGGUUCUCCUUUCCAUCGUUACUCUUGUGCAGUAAAUUUUCAAUUGUCAAGAUUAUUAAAUAAGACAAGCAUUUUCUUAUCUUCUUAUUCCAUUAUAUCAAGUAAAUACUAAAUGAAAUUAAUCAUGUCUUUUUUCUACGUAUUUUUCUACUCUUCCAAAUAUUUUGUACCUUUCAACGAUGAAUACUAAGUCAUGAUAAUCCAAGUAUAGAUUUGUUUUUAGAUAAAAAAAAAUUCAAUGAUAUAAAAACAAUCAAUUGAGUUCUUCCCUACUAUACAUCAAGAAAACAUCUACACAAUGAAAAAAAACAACCAUAAUUCGCGCAAAAAAUAAAAAAUUUAAUAUAAAAUGUAAAAAUAAAAAAAAAUUAUUAUAUAUUUUUUAUCACCGUGUAUGGACGUAUAUUCAUUAUAGAAAUGAUUUGCGCAUAAAAUGGGAACAUACUGUGUUUAUUAAAAGGAAAAUUGUAAUGAAGCACAGGAGGAGAAAGGAGUUUAUCUAUUAAUAGAAAAUCAAAUCGCGAUCGGUCGGUCCGAUUUUUUUUCUCGCACUACGCUUUUAUCUCUUUUUCAAAAAUAUAUUACCAAUUAAAAACUUUAAAAAAUAUAAUGAACUGGGGGCUGCGUUCUGAACACCUUCACUAUUGCAGAUUUAUACAAACGUGUUUCAUAGAGUAAAUUUGACACUGGAUACAGUGGAUUUUUCAUACGAAAAAUUGUCGCAAAGUAUACUCCAUUAAAAGAGUAAUAACAUCAAACUUAUUGUGAGACCCGUCCGUGUCAAUCGAUGCCUAUGGAGAUGUACAAAACCGGUAAAAGCAGACGAAUGUCACAAUUUCAAUUCGAACAAUUACGAGCUGUGGUUUCAAUAGAGUGAGCGAUUCACCGAAUUUAACUAAUUAGAUAGAAAAUAAAAAAGAAAAAUAAAGGGAAAGGAAAACCUAUUGAAACGCUAACGAUUGGUAUGCUCUGGUCCGGAUCAGUGAAAGCACCAAAUGAAUAUUGAAUCGUUACGAAAUAGACUGACAAGGCGUUUUCGCAGUUCCGGAGGUUAAUUCAAAGUUCAUUAUUCAGUUUAUUAUGAAGUUCAAUGGAAAUUGAAAAUUUAAAUUAAUAAUCGCGUUCAAGUUUGAGUACUUAAGACCCUAACAGAGUCAUUGUUAAAAUUUCGUGAUAAAAAUAAAGAUUAAUAAAAUCAUAA